Messenger RNA from Xiphophorus hellerii (green swordtail), 1252 nucleotides. RefSeq names its product stanniocalcin 1, like (gene stc1l). Gene Ontology annotation, biological process: intracellular calcium ion homeostasis. Gene Ontology annotation, cellular component: extracellular region. Gene Ontology annotation, molecular function: hormone activity. The record is from RefSeq and is a predicted model, not a curated record. The coding region runs from base 119 to 889 and encodes 256 amino acids. Lineage: Eukaryota; Metazoa; Chordata; Actinopteri; Cyprinodontiformes; Poeciliidae. The transcript is spliced from 5 exons.
CCCGCUGUGGAGUUGGAGGAGUCACGAAGACCGAGCAUCUGGAACCAGCUGUGAACCACACACCGCCUCCUCAUCCUCAUCUUCAUCUUCAACUUCAUCAGCAGCGUAGAAGAAGAAGAUGCUGCGCCGCUCCGCUCCGCUCCUCCUCCUCUGCUCCCUCUGCCUCGCCUCCGGCUUCCAGAUGCCGCCGCAGGAGGCCGCUCCCCGCCGGGCACGCUUCUCCUCCAGCAGUCCGACCGAUGUGGCCAGAUGUUUGAACGGCGCCGUGGCUGUGGGCUGUGGAUUCUUCUCCUGCCUUGAAAACUCCACCUGCGACACGGACGGGAUGCACGAGAUCUGCGAGCUGUUCCUUCACGCUGCGGCCACCUUCAACACAGAAGGUAAAACUUUCGUGAAGAAGAGUCUGCAGUGCAUUUCCCAGGGCAUCUCUAACAAAGUCUUCCAGGCCAUCCGCCGCUGUAACGUCUUCCAGACGAUGAUCGCUGAGGUUCAAGAGGAAUGUUACACCACUCUGGACAUCUGCACUGUGGCUCGGACAAACCCCGAUGCCAUCGGAGAGGUGGUGCAGGUUCCCACUCACUUCCCCAACAGGUACUACAGCACGCUGCUGCAGACGCUGCAGGCCUGCGACGAGCAGACGGUGUCAGCGGUGAGGACCGGGGUCAUGACCCGCCUGGGGCCCGACAUGGAGAGCUUCCUGCAGCUCGUCCAGAACAAGCCCUGCACCCCCAGCUCCGACUCCGCAGCAUUCAGCAACCCGGCCAGCUGGAAGAACAUGCCCGUGUUCAACAUCCAGCCCGGCUUCAGGGGUCGCGACCCCACCCACCUGUUUGCCAAGAGAUCAGCGGACACCCAGGGGAAUGAGGGAGGGGCCCAAGCUGACGAGUAGAUGGCAAAGAUCAGAACAAAAAGAUUGUUGUGUUGUAAUUUGGGGGAUUUUUUUGAUUCUCUUAGGUCAUCCACCAGGUAACUGAUGUGAUCUUGUUACAUCAUAAUACUCUUAUUACAAUUGAUAUUUAUUGUCCUAAAUUAAUUUAUUAGGCUGCCAUGGUGGUAUGUUUAAAUUAGACAGAGGAUAAGAAGCAGGGUGAGGCGUUCAUGCUGGUCAUGGAGCUUUUCACUGCCUCGUUUUACUGCUCUACAAAUCACUUUACAAGCUGUUUGUUAUGUUGAAAAAAUGUUUAAAUGUCCAUCAAAAUGUGGGAUUCAAGUUGGUUUGUUGGAAAAUUAGAAAUAAAUGCGCUGAUAUAAA